Onychostoma macrolepis is the source of this 444-nucleotide messenger RNA. It is a transcript of the gene cabp5b, whose product is annotated as calcium binding protein 5b. The transcript is spliced from 4 exons. The annotation marks the transcript as partial. The record is from RefSeq and is a predicted model, not a curated record. Gene Ontology annotation, molecular function: calcium ion binding. Lineage: Eukaryota; Metazoa; Chordata; Actinopteri; Cypriniformes; Cyprinidae.
UUGAAUGUUGCAGAGCUGCGCGAAGCGUUCGAUGAGUUUGAUAAGGAUAAGGACGGUCUGAUCAGCUGUAAAGAUCUGGGCAACCUGAUGAGGACCAUGGGCUACAUGCCCACUGAGAUGGAACUGCUUGAACUUAGCCAGAACAUCAACAUGAACCUUGGAGGAAGUGUAGAUUUCCAGGAUUUUGUUGAUCUCAUGGCCCCGAAGCUGCUGGCAGAAACGGCUGGAAUGAUCGGACUAAAAGAGUUAAAAGAUGCAUUUAGAGAGUUUGAUAUGGAUGGUGACGGCACUAUCACCAUCGAAGAACUGAAGCAUGCAAUGCUAAAACUGCUUGGUGAAAAUACGAACAAGAAGGAAAUAGAAGCCGUGGUCCGAGAAGCAGACAACAAUGGAGACGGGACCGUUGAUUUUGAGGAGUUUGUCAGAAUGAUGUCUAAAAACUGA